UAUCAAUGACUUCUGUUUUAUGUACAUGGUUGUUAUGGAUAACCGGAAAUGUUCUUGUCAUAAUACAAUCUUGCCGUAUUUUGCCGAUUGUAUGUAAGUGUUGGUUAUUGUAUUUUCAUAAUCUUUUAUUAUCAAAAUGGAUCCAAUUCUAUUGCAAAAGCAAUUACGUGAUAACAGUGCCGAUUUGCAAGAUUAUUAUAAAGACAUUCAGUCCUGGGGAGAAGAAAUGAAGCGCAAAGAGGCGUUACUCAAUACUGCUGAGACGUCUGAUGUCCCUCUUCCCCGCAAUAAAAUACCCAAAAAAGAGAAAUCAGUAACACCUAAGAAGGUAGAGGUUGCCCAGACAGCUGCAGCAUCUUCCAAAGUCCCAAAAGAUUUUACAUAUUGGGAGAAAUUUGAUGUAGAUGCAGAAUGUGAAAGAAUUGAUAAAUCAAAGUCUGAUGAUGACUCAGAUCUCACUGAUGAAUAUGAUGAGGCAGCUAUUGAAACAGCCCAGGAGGAAAAGGAAAAAGGAAAUAAAUAUGUCAAAGCUGGACUUUAUACGGAAGCCUUAAAAUGCUACACUCAAGCUAUAGCAAGCUUUAAUUAUGAUGCUACAUUUUAUGCCAAUAGAGCUCUUUGUCACUUAAAAUUAGAGCAAUUUAAGAGUGCUGAGGCAGAUUGCACCAUUGCAAUUCAGCUAGAUGAUAAGUACAUAAAAGCCAUGCAUAGAAGAGCAGUUGCAAGGGAAGCAUUGAAACAGUAUAAGGAAGCAAAAGCUGAUUUAGAUAAGGUGCUCUGCCUUGAGCCAGAAAACAAAGAAUCCCAGAAACUACUUGAUAAAAUAGAAAAGAUUCUUAAACCUCCUGUAAAAACUACUGAUUCAGUUAAAGAAAAAUCAUAAUCCAACAAAUGUACAACGCCCCGUUUCGAAAUUCACCGCAUCCAGACAAAAUAAACCAGUUGCAUCUACGAGUGCAACUCUAUUAGAUGAAGAUAUUGGACCAGCAUUCAAAGAAUUAGUUGUUGAACGUAAACGGCCUGAAAGCACAAAACAAAA
Molecule: messenger RNA, 1039 nt
Organism: Dalotia coriaria
Lineage: Eukaryota; Metazoa; Arthropoda; Insecta; Coleoptera; Staphylinidae
Product: RNA polymerase II-associated protein 3-like
Exons: 2
Coding region: 137-883 (248 amino acids)
Cellular component (GO): protein folding chaperone complex
Molecular function (GO): protein binding
Source: RefSeq, a predicted model, not a curated record